UUUUUGCGGAAAUUCAAUGCGUCUUUCCAAUAUUUUUUGGAAAAUACCAUUAAUCAAGUCGGUGCUCUAACUAAUCAGCUGAUUUCUUUCUGUUUAAGACAUCAGGAGAGAUCCUGUUUAUGAAAGAUGACAGAUCUAAGUCAACUAAUAAAAGCUGUGUUUAAGAAUGGAAGAUGGGAAAACCCGGUGGAAUUUGACUCUUGGAAGAUGCCCAACAAACUGGAGUUUCUGAAGCUAAGAAUGGUUGAAAAAGAUAACAGUAAUAUUCCCACAGACCCCAAGGAGCUGGACAAAACCUUGCCUGUUUUGCCUGUGGAUUUUGUAAAGCUAAAAAAUCCUGACCCAGACAGUAUACAAGUCCUCUGGAUUGGUCAUGCAACAGUGUUUGUGCAAAUGGAAGGGAUUAACAUCCUUUGUGAUCCAAUAUUCAGUGAACGCUGUAGUCCCACAUUCAAAGUUGCUGGAGUAGAACUGUUGAAGCACUUUGGUUACAAACGGUACCGACCAGUUCCAUGUAAAAUCAAAGAGCUCCCGCCAGUGGAUGUGGUCUUAAUUAGUCAUGACCAUUACGAUCAUCUGGACACAGAGUCUAUCAUGGAGAUCAAAGAAAACUUUCCCAAGGCUAAAUAUUAUGUACCCAUGGGUCUGAAGGAGUGGUUUAUAAACUGUGGCUGUCAAGACGUGAAUGUGGAGGAGAGAGAUUGGUGGGGGGAGAUACAACAUCAGGUAUCUGACAAGCCAAGCCCCAGGGUAACAUUUGCCUGUACCCCCGCCCAACACUGGUGUACCAGGACGGGGAUUGAUCAAAAUAAGAGACUCUGGUGCAGCUGGGUUGUGAAGGGAGAGAGCCACUCUUUCUACUUUGGUGGUGAUACUGGCUAUAACAAGACAGCCUUUCAGCAGAUUGGGAGAAAAUACGGCCCCUUCUCCCUGAGUGUGCUGCCAAUCGGAGCAUAUGAACCAAGAUGGUAUAUGCAUCCCCAGCAUGUGAGUCCUGAACAGUCUGUAGAUAUCCACAAAGAAAUCAACUCCAAGUUCUCCCUGGGCGUUCACUGGGGCACGUUUAAACAGAUGGGAUGUUACGAGUACUAUCUGGAACCACCUACAUUAGUGGCAAAACGUUUGAAGGAACUAAAUCUACCAGAGAACAGCUUUAGGACCAUAAAACAUGGAGAAAUUUGGAGCAUUUCAAAACAGGAUGUGAAUCCUUUGUGAUAUUGCCCUGAAUCAUGAGAUUUCAGAUUAUUUCCAAGUUCUACUCCGAUAUGACUGAAAAAGAUUGUGAUAUUUUAAAUAAGAAUUAAUUAAUCUAUCAGUAUAUUGUCAAAUUAGAACAUUGAAGAAUUUUGUACACUAAGGACUUAAAAUUUCCUGUCAAUGUCUCGUUCUUUGUUAGUAAUUUAUUACAUUUUCAACAAUGAAAUACAGUAAUUUAUUCAUGGGAAAAAGAAGAUUUAUAUUUUUCACAUUAUGAAAAAAUAUCAAAAGUGCAGCAAAACUUCUUGGUAUUCAUUUUACUUGUAAGACAUGACUUGUAAACAAGUUUUGUCACAUAAAAUGAAUCCUGUUCCACUAUAAGAGUAAAUUCCAUAUCCAACUACAAAACAUGCAUUAUCUAUGUGUAUUGAGCGAGCAAUGUCUUUUCAUUUUCAUGCAUUCCUAUGUAUAAAAUGUGUUAUGGGUACUUUAUGAAGUAGUACAAUGUAUUAGAGUUUUUUUUUUUUAAAUAAAUUUGUUAUGGCAAAAUAUUAAAAGAUUACAUACAUGUACCUUGUACAUCAUGUAUCUCUGUGCAUAAUGUUUAUUUUAUACAGCUAUGCAAUAAA
Molecule: messenger RNA, 1826 nt
Organism: Saccostrea cuccullata (small rock oyster)
Lineage: Eukaryota; Metazoa; Mollusca; Bivalvia; Ostreida; Ostreidae
Product: N-acyl-phosphatidylethanolamine-hydrolyzing phospholipase D-like
Exons: 6
Coding region: 127-1215 (362 amino acids)
Cellular component (GO): cytoplasm
Molecular function (GO): zinc ion binding; N-acylphosphatidylethanolamine-specific phospholipase D activity
Source: RefSeq, a predicted model, not a curated record